Emericellopsis cladophorae is the source of this 1557-nucleotide messenger RNA. RefSeq lists its product as uncharacterized. NCBI's taxonomy places the organism in Eukaryota, Fungi, Ascomycota, Sordariomycetes, Hypocreales, Bionectriaceae. Gene Ontology annotation, biological process: transmembrane transport. Gene Ontology annotation, cellular component: membrane. The record is from RefSeq and is a predicted model, not a curated record. Gene Ontology annotation, molecular function: transmembrane transporter activity. The transcript is spliced from 5 exons. Bases 1 to 1557 code for a protein of 518 amino acids.
AUGAGUUCCCCUGACGGCAACAUCAACACGGCGCCUAGCUCGAAGAGGAGCAUGGAAGUUGUCGGUACGAAGGAGGUUGUCAAUGCUGACGAGCUGCGCCUCGCGCAAAUGGGUCACAAGCAAGAGCUCAAGCGCCAUUUCAGUACUUUGAGCUUGGUGGGCCUUGCCUCCACUACAACCAUUUCUUGGACUGGACUGGGCUUGGGGCUCAUCACCGAGAUUGGCGCUGGAGGCCCUGGGGCCGUUAUCUACGGCUUCAUCCUUGUGACUACGUUGCAAUGCUUCCUCGGCGCCUCGCUGGCUGAGUUCGUCUCUUCCUAUCCCACCGAGGGAGGCAUGUAUCAUUGGAUUGCUGCUGUGGCGCCCAGGAAGGCUACUGGUCCACUGAGCUUCUUCACCGGCUGGUUCAGCGUCCUUGGCUGGAUCUUUACCACUGCUUCCACGAACAUCAUCUACGCUCAGAUUCUCAUGGCACUGAUUGCACUCUACCACGAGAAUUUCGAGAUCCAAACUUGGCAGACUUUCGUCGUGUAUCAGGGGUUAAACCUAAUCACAGCCAGCGUGGUCAUGUUUGGCAACCGAGUCAUCCCAGCCUUGAACAAGUUCUCUCUGUUUUAUCUCCAGAUUGGAUGGCUCGUGGUCCUGAUCACGGUGGCCGCCUGCGCCCCUUCGCACCGGAAUACCGAGUUUGUCUUCAGAACGUGGAUCAACAACACCGGCUGGGAGAACCAGGUCAUUUGCUUUAUCACUGGUCUCGUCAACCCCCUAUACAGCCUCGGCGGUCUUGACGGAGUCACCCACAUUACCGAGGAGAUGCCCAACCCAUCUCGCAAUGCGCCCCUGGCCAUUGCUAUUACCCUGAGCAUCGCCUUCUGCACGGGUCUGACGUACCUGAUCACCCUCAUGUUCUCCAUCCAGGACUUUGACGGUCUCACCGCCAACAACACUGGCUUGCCUCUCGCCGAGCUCUUUCGCCAAGUGACGCAGCACGCCGGUGGCGCCUUUGGACUGACCUUUAUCCUCUUCAUUGCUCUUGGCCCCUGCGUUGUUAGCUCACAGCUCAGCACGGGUCGUGUGUUCUGGGCUUUCUCUCGCGAUGGCGCCAUGCCGUUCUCCAAGAUCUGGUCCAAAGUGAGCCCUCGCUUCCACAUUCCACUAAACUCGCAUAUCGCAGUGACCACCAUUGUCGGACUUCUCGGGUGUCUUUACCUCGGAUCAUCCACUGCUUUCAACUCACUGCUGGGGACCGCCGUGACAAUCAACAACAUGUCCUACAUGGUCCCUAUUCUGACGAACUUGCUCACCGGCCGCCGCAACAUGUAUCGAGGUGUAUUCCACAUGGGCAGCACUAUUGGGCCGAUUGUCAACACCGUCACUGUCUGCUGGCUGGCGUUCGCCAUCACAUUCUUCUCAUUUCCAUACGUGAAGCCCGUCACGGCGGAGAACAUGAACUACACUUGUGUCGUCGUCGGGGGACUCACUAUCUUGCUGUCGGGCUGGUGGUUUAAGGUGGGCUCCGCUUAUACACAGACUAUGCUCAAAGCGAGGGAGGAGUAG